AGGUAGAGAGUUGACUUUGGCCUUUGAGAGACUUGGGUGGUUAUUAGUUGUCUCCUUUUUAUUCAACGCUAAUCGUUUCAUAAUUAGAAAUAGCAGAAGAAACACAGAGAGAGGUAAAUUAGAUAAAGAAAAAAUGAAUCAAAACAUGAGUGCUUUCUUGAUCGGAAUAGUGGGAACAGCGUUCACGUUGGGUGCAUAUUCACAACCAUGGAUGACUCCAACACAAAGCAUAGCUACUGGUCUUGUUACUCUCAUGUUUGGUCUGCUUGUCAAGGAAGGUUUCAUCUCCCUUUAGAAUCCUUCACUAUUAUAAACAAUAUGAUCUCUUUAUUUAAAUUUUCCUGUAUUAGCUUACUGGGAUUCUCUGAGAUCGUCUUUUUCUAAUUCUGAGCUUGUACUUUAUUUUUUGUUAUUGUUGUUGUUGUUAUAAAAUACUAUAUUUGGUUGAUCGAU
Messenger RNA from Lycium ferocissimum, 453 nucleotides. RefSeq lists its product as uncharacterized. The transcript has a single exon. The record is from RefSeq and is a predicted model, not a curated record. The coding region runs from base 134 to 295 and encodes 53 amino acids. Lineage: Eukaryota; Viridiplantae; Streptophyta; Magnoliopsida; Solanales; Solanaceae.